CUCGACCUCCGAAACUAUACGACGGUAUACCUAAAGAAAAGCCUAGAUACUAAAUAUACGAAGUAUAUAGUCGAGAAGGUCUUAUUACCGGUCUCCGUAAGAUUAUCGGGGAUUCCUAGUAAUAUAUACCUAGUAUUCUAUACCGACUUAUUAAGACCGGCUGUAUAA
Sphaerulina musiva SO2202 is the source of this 168-nucleotide messenger RNA. RefSeq lists its product as uncharacterized. NCBI's taxonomy places the organism in Eukaryota, Fungi, Ascomycota, Dothideomycetes, Mycosphaerellales, Mycosphaerellaceae. The transcript has a single exon. The annotation marks the transcript as partial. The record is from RefSeq and is a predicted model, not a curated record.